UUGCGAAGUUAAAUUUUAUGAUAUCGUCAUGGAUUUUCCCAAUUUUCUUUAAUAUUUAUCUUCCCCUGCUUAUUUCAAUUCGUCGACCGGUCCAAAAAGUCCUCGUCUGGUGAACAAACCAGCAAGAUGGCGGAUGAGAUUGCUUUUUGUGAAGAUUUCCAGUCGUCGUUGUCUGAUCUGACCGUCAACAGCAAGCCGUUGAUCAACAUGCUGACGAUGCUGGCCGAAGAAAAUGUUGCAUAUGCUCCACAAGUGGCAAGGCUAAUCGAAGCAAGAUUAAACAAGGCUAAACCGACGGAAAAGUUGCCAGUUUUAUACCUGCUCGAUUCUAUAUUGAAAAAUGUAGGCGGAACAUAUCAACCUCUCAUUGCACACAACAUUGUCGCCACUUUUUGUGGAGUGUUUGAAAAGGUUGAUGAGAAAACCAGGCAAGCUAUGUUUAAAUUAAGAACCACAUGGAGUGACUAUUUCCCAAGCAAACUCCAUGCUUUAGAUGUAGGUGUCAAUUCCAUUGAUCCAGCUUGGCCAAUUAUGGCUGCACCUCCGCCGUCUCCAGCAACUAUCCAUAUCAAUCCAUCGUUUAUUAAAAAGACCACUACGCCACCACCCCAACCUGCAAUGCCCAAGCCUGUGGUGUCUAAACCAGUGAUGCCCAAACCAGCAAAUGAGGACAGUAUGCAGAUUGAACAAGAAAACCAAGAAGCCCUUAUGAGACAACAGUUGAUAGGAAAACAACAAGAAUUACUACAGCUCCAGCAAAAGAAACUAGAAAUGGAGCUGCUACAAACUAAGAAUAAAAUAACUGCUCAGACCCAAGAGUUAGAACAGAAGAAACUUGAACUCCAGCAGCAGGCGCUAAAGACACAGCAAUUCAAACAGAAACAGCUGGAACAAGAAUUGCUGGCACAUGCAAAACAACAGAAACUUCACAUGGAACAGAUUAAAUUAAGACAGCAAUACAACAACCAGUCAAAGACAGAAGAGGUAUCUGCACCUACAAGUAACUCAAGGGAUCCCAGAAUGGUGAGCCGUGAUCCCAGGAGAGGAAGGGCACCUGGAGCUCAGGUGAAGGUACCAUCUCUUCAGGAAUUCACACAAGAUACAUUCGUAGAUUCACCCGAGCACUCGCCAAUAAUGGAAACAUCAGUCGCUGAAAAAACAAAAAACAAAAAAGUGGAGGAUAAAAAACACUCACAAAAAGAAGAAACUGUUAAGCCGUCAAGAAAUUAUCGUAAAUCAGACAAACCUGAACGCGAUACCAAACGUGAUAAUAGAGACAAUAAGAAAAAAGUUGAACCGAAACAAAAUAAAGCUGAUGAGAGUCGAAGGAAUGAUAAGCGAGAUGAUAGAAGUGACAAAGACAGAAAAUCAAUUCCGAAAAAUAGGAACAAUGAUAUUAAAGAUGUUACCAAAAAUGGAAAAAGAGAGAAAAGAAAAAAUUUUGUCGGAAAGAUUGAUAAAAAAGAAGCUGAUAGAGGAGAACCCUGGAACCAACUUGCCCCAGAACAAAAAAAAUCACGGUCAAGGUCAAGAUCACCUAUCAGAAAUAGAUCCAAGUCUCCAAGAUCUUCUGGUAGCUCUCCAAAAUUAGAAGAUGGUGCUAGGAGAAAUAGCAGAGACAGGUCGAGAGACAGAUCUCCUAUUCGAGGUAGAGGAAGAGGUAGAGGUAGAGGUAGAGGGGGUAGGAGAAACAGUAGGGAGAGAAAAGACCGAGAUGAGAGACAGAGGCCAAGAGAUAUUAUUAAGGAAAAUGCUGGUGCUAAUAGUGAAGAAAACAAAGCGUUGAGCAAUGUUGGAAGAAGAGGGGAGCGAUAUGCAGGUGAUGAUAGAUUUCCCAGAAGGCAGUCUGAUUAUACUGAAAACUUACCACCAAAGAAAAAGCAAAGGAUGGGGCCACAGUUUCCUCAAGGGAAUUAUUGGGGAAGAAAUGCACCUGGAAUGGAUCGACAAAGACCAAAACUGCCUCCUAUCCCAAAGAAGAGGCCUGAGAGGAGGCGGAGCCUGGAUCCAGCUGUAAAGAUACCCAAAGAACUAACACUGAAAAAACAGAAAGAAAUUCUAGAACAGGCUGAAAGACAAUUGCAUUCAGGACAACUGAGUCAUGAGCAACAUCAAGAACUUUUGAAACAACUGCAUGACUUGUACCAAAUGCAACGAGUAAGGUUGAAUGAGAGGAGUGAUGCAGAGUAUGACUCCACCUGUGAUUGGCCAGCAGACAAGGACUAUGAUGCAAGGAGGGAUCCCCCUAGGGAAUACAACUACCAGGAUAUUGAACAUAGAUCUGAUAGUCUACCUGUUAAAGAUGCUUCUGGAAAUGCACCACAGGAUGUUGAUGAAAGGGUGUUAGAUACUGUGGGAAAAGCAGAUAAUGAUAAUGAGGACGAUGAUUUGUUUGGAGGAAACGGCGCAAAAGGUGACAUUGAUAUGAGGCAGUUAAUACUGCCAGGAGACCCUCCUCGGCAGUCGCAUCCUGGAUCAAGAUCAACUGGAUCAGGGCCAGCUGCUCAGAGUCAAAACUAUCCACCGCCAUUAAUGUCGAUUGAAACUCGUCCUACCAUGAAGCGUGACAAAGAAAAAUCCGCAAUGAAUGAGGAUUCAAUGUUUGGUUCUACUGAUAGGGACAUGAGAAUCAUGGAUGAUCGAGAUCCUGCACCAUUUGGUUUACAGGACAGAGAUAUGAGACAACUACCACCACCAGGGCAAGGACCUUUACGUUUUCCUCAUCCAAUGGAGGGAGGUAGACCUCCUAUGCGCCCAAUAGUGCCUGUCUCUCAACCUGGUGCUCAAGGUAAAAUGCAGCUGAGACCUCGUAGUGGUAAUAUGAUGAUUCCAACAACUUCUGCUGGUGGCAUGCAGCCACAAUUCCUGUUGCCUAAUCAAAUGCCUAUUCAACGUCCAUUAGGUCAAGGUCAAGAACAUCAACCAUUGGGCAUUUCUGGUCCACAGGGGCAACCACAAGUGAGUAUGUCUGAUGCACCUGGACCACAGUUAAUGGGUAUGUCAGGUGGAUCAGGGCAACAACCAAUGGGCAUACCUGGUGGAUCAGGGCAACAAUCAAUGGGCAUCCCUGGUGGACCAGGGCAACAAUCAAUGGGCAUUCCUGGUGGAUCAGGGCAACAACCAUUGGGCAUACCUGGUGGAUCAGGGCAACAACCAAUGGGCAUACCUGGUGGACCAGGGCAACAACCAAUGGGCAUGACAGGUGGACUAGGGCAACAACCAAUGGGCAUGACAGGUGGACUAGGGCAGCAACCAAUGGGCAUACCUGGUGGACCAGGGCAGCAACCAAUAGGUAUGACUGGUGGACAAGGGCAGCAACCAAUAGGCAUGGCUGGUGGACAAGGACAGCAACCAAUGGGCAUGACUCGUGGACUAGGGCAGCAACCAGUGGGCAUGCCGGGUGGACCAGGGCAACAACCAAUGAGUAUUCUUGCUGGACCAGGACAACAACCAUUGGGCAUGGCUGGUGGACCAGGGCAACAACUAAUGGGCAUGACUGGUGGACCAGGGCAACAACCAGUGGGCAUGUCUGGCGGACCAGGGCAACAACCAAUAAGUGGACUGGCACCGCAGGCACUAGGUAUGCUUGCUGGACCAGGGCAACCAGCAAUGGGCAUGGCUGGUGGACCAAUGCAACAACUAAUGGGCAUGCCUGGUGGACCAGGACAGCAACCAAUGGGCUUACAGCAAUUACCACAACCCUUGAUGAAUCAACCCAUGAUGCAAUUGACAGGACCAUUACACCCAGCAGUGAGCAUGACUGGUGGACAAGCACAGCAACCAAUGGGGCGACAACCAAUGCAGGCAUCAUUGAUGCAACAGACUGGACUAUUAAAACAACAAACAGGCACUGCUACUCCUCCAUUACAAGAACAAAUGGCUACACAGGUUGAUGUUAACAGUUUAUUUGCCAAGCUUCUGCAGAGUGGUAUCAUCCCUGGUGGGGGAAAUUCGCCACACACUGAAGCAAAGGGAGUAGAACCCCUGCCGCUUCCAUUGAAUCAACCUGACGUGUCAUCAUCACAAGAAAAGAAAAUGGCAGUUGAAGAAGAAGAAUUUGAAGAUGAUGAAGAAGAAGAGUUUAUUAUUCCGGAAAUAGGAUUUUAUCCGGAAGAACUCCGGGUGCGCUUUCAGGGAGUUAUUAAUAGAAUUUACAGUGGUAUUCAGUGCUCAUCAUGCGGUUUAAGGUUCAUGCCGAUAGAGAUGGACAGGUAUGCAAAGCAUUUAGAUUGGCAUUUCCGGUUGAACCGACGAGAGAAGGAUGGUGCAAAGAAAGCCACAUCAAGAAAAUGGUAUUAUAAAAUUGAUGAAUGGAUAAAGUUUGAAGAAAUUGAUGACUUGGAAGAAGGAGCUCGAAGUGAAUUCUUUGAGCUGCAGGCUAAACUAGGAAUAACUGAUAUCAUCAAAAAAUCACUUCCAUCAAGUAUUCCUGUUACUGGUGAUGAUAGUAACGAUGAGGCAUGUUAUAUUUGUCAAGAGAUGUUUGAACAAUGCUGGGAUGAAGACGAGGAACAGUGGCAGCUGAAAGAUGCGGUCAGAGUAGAUGGCAAGACUUAUCAUCCACUGUGUUAUGAAGAUACAAAAGAUGUGACAUUGAUUCCAGACACUCCAACUCCAAUUGAUGAGCCCUCGCAUCCAGUUUUUCCAAUAACAACAAUUCUGUCAUCUUCUACAUCAGAAUGUCAGUCUGCUAUAAAAGCAGAGGCAUCUGUUACUGUGUCAGCGCCAUCACAGACUGCUCAAAUGAAACAACAGCCAUCCACUACAACAUCACAAACAGUCGCCUCCGUGGCACCAUUUACAGUGGUACCUACGUCCAAUGUGAAAGUUGAAUCGUCAACUGCAGUGCUACAACUAAAUGUUCAGUCAUCUUCCACAUCAACGAAACCUGCUGUGGAUUUAUCUACCACAACACAGCAAGCAACAGUUCAGCCUUCUUCCGCAACAUCAAAUCCCAGCAUUAAGGUGGAAUCCUCAACCACAACAGCGCAAGAAUCGUCAACCACAACAGCGCAACAGACAGUUCAAUCAUCCACAGCAGCGUCACAGCCAUGUGUUAAAGUGGAAUUGUCUACCACUACAUCACAACCAGGCAUUAAAGUGGAAUCAUCAACCACUACAUCACAACCAGGCAUUAAAGUGGAAUCAUCCACCACUACAUCACAACCAGGCAUUAAAGUGGAAUCAUCAACCACUACAUCACAACCAGGCAUUAAGGUGGAAUCAUCCACCACUACAUCGCAACCUAUCAUAAAAGUAGAGUCAACUACAGCCCCACAGUUCGGUGGGAAUGUGGAAUCUUCUACCACGAUAUCCCAGUCGGUGAAGGUGGAGCCAUCGGCAGUUGUACAAGCUACAAGCACUACACAAGAAUCUGCUACAAAACAAGAACAAUAGACCCCAAACCCCACUGGGUAAGCAGUGGUACAGGAAAAUAUGAAAAAUGAA
Messenger RNA from Saccoglossus kowalevskii, 5448 nucleotides. RefSeq lists its product as uncharacterized. Gene Ontology annotation, biological process: termination of RNA polymerase II transcription; mRNA 3'-end processing. Gene Ontology annotation, molecular function: ubiquitin binding; mRNA binding; phosphatidylinositol binding. Lineage: Eukaryota; Metazoa; Hemichordata; Enteropneusta; Harrimaniidae. The record is from RefSeq and is a predicted model, not a curated record. Gene Ontology annotation, cellular component: mRNA cleavage factor complex; cytoplasm.